Macadamia integrifolia is the source of this 2002-nucleotide messenger RNA. Its product is annotated as RING-H2 finger protein ATL46-like. The record is from RefSeq and is a predicted model, not a curated record. The transcript is spliced from 2 exons. NCBI's taxonomy places the organism in Eukaryota, Viridiplantae, Streptophyta, Magnoliopsida, Proteales, Proteaceae. Bases 611 to 1819 code for a protein of 402 amino acids.
AUCCCCGGCCUUUGGAAGCUACUUAGCCUACUACCCGCCCUCUGCCUCUGGAGCACUGGUCCUCAACCCCACCUUUCCCUUCCAUUAUAAAUGGAAUUUUAAAGCCUUUCCUUUCCAGAAAUUAAAACUCUUUAUGAAAAAACCUGUCAUUUUUAGGGUUUUUGCUGCAACGCUGUCAUAGACAUCCCACCAAAUCAAAGUUAAAUGAAGUCCAUUAAUGGCGGGUUUCAAUUUCAAGUAAACCAAGGUUGGUAAAGCUGUAGCCUUAACAACUCCCAAGUCUCUCUUUCCUUUUUCUUCUUGCACAGUAAAUUCUACUGCGUGGAUACAUGGGAAAAAGAUGGUAUUUUUAGCAUAGAAACUGAGAAACACCCUCUCCAGCCUCGUUUUGUUCUCAAAUCUCAAGAAUGUUUGCUUUUCUUGUUUACCAUCUGCUUGGAUGAAUUGGGCCUCAUCUUAGUUGGAGUUUUAUGGGUAAUCUUCUCUUUUCAGUUCAUUUAAGUUCAAAUUGAAAAGAAAAUAUAAGUUGGGUUUCUCUUAAAGGCAGGAAAGUAUGGUCUAAUUAGCUUAUCCUGAGAGGCUUGGGCUUUGAUAUUAGAAAGAGGAGAUCAUGAGAACAAGGACGACGCUCUGGUUCUUCCCAUCUACUCAUCCUCAGAUGUCUUGGAUUCAGUCUCAAAUCAAGGUUAAAGAUGGUCCUACUAUCUUUCCACCUGGUAUUUCUCCUCCUCUUUCUUCUUCUUCUUCUUCUUCUUCUUCUGAUUCCUCAUUUCGAUCUCCUUAUAUUAGUAAUUAUCAGAAUGGAUCAACACCAUCGUCAUCUGGCGGAAGAAUCAGUCCAGCUGUUUUAUUUAUCAUAGUUAUUCUAGCUGUUAUAUUCUUCAUAUCUGGUCUGCUUCACCUGCUCGUUAGAUUCCUCAUAAAGAAACCAUCUACCUCGUCAAUCUCCCAGUCUAAUAGGUACCCAGAUAUGUCCGGCUCGGAUACUCUGCAAAGACAGUUACAACAGCUAUUCCAUCUCCAUGACUCUGGUCUAGAUCAAGCUUUCAUAGAUGCUCUCCCUGUUUUCUUCUACAAGGAGAUAGUGGGACUUAAAGAACCCUCUGAUUGUGCUGUUUGCCUCUGUGAAUUUUCAGAACAAGACAAUCUGAGAUUGCUUCCCAUUUGUAGCCAUGCUUUUCACAUCAACUGUAUUGAUACAUGGCUCCUGUCAAACUCAACAUGCCCUCUUUGCAGAGGGACCCUCUUCACCCCUGGCCUUUCAAUUGAAAACCCAGUUUUUGAAUUUGAUGAUCCAAGGGAGGAGGAUGGGAUUCCCAGUGACAGAGAGGAUAGGUUCACUUGUGCACAGAAAACAGUGGAAACAGGGGAAACAGGGGAGAUUGUUGGGGAAAAGAGGGUUCUUUCCGUGAGGCUCGGUAAAUUCAGGAAUAUAAAUGAUGAUGGAGUAGAAGGAGAAGAGAAAGGAGAAGGAGAGACCAGUAGUCGUAAUCUGGAUGCAAGGAGAUGUUAUUCGAUGGGUUCAUAUCAGUAUGUGGAAGGCGAUUCCAAUCUGCAAGUGGCCUUACGCCAUGAUAGAGAUGCCGGUGAUGUGAAGCUAGUGAAAGGGAGAGCACAUAAUGAGAAUUCUUCGGUUAUUGUGGAUAUGGAAGGGAAGAAACUCAGUAGAGGAAGUAAAGGUGAAAGCUUCUCUGUUUCCAAGAUCUGGCUCUGGUCAAAGAAGGGAAAAUUUCCAAGUUCUUCAGAUUCUCAUAUGGGUAUUCCUUCUUCGUCUCUUAAUGUUGGCUUGCCAUUGCCAGAAAGAACUCAAGAUGUAUGAAGGGGAUACCUGAUCUGUAUCGGCGACCGUUUCCACAUCGACCGAUACUGAUAAGAUGCCGAUACAAAUUAGAUGGAAUUGAGCCGAUUUAGCUUAUCUGAUCUACUUUUUGGUUGAUCCACCUAAUUUGUUUAAGUAUCGUAUUGAUAUUGGGUUCUAGCAAUACUGAGGGUUUUUUUUAUC